GAAUCAAAGCCAACAGAGGAGAGAGUAGCACCCAUACUAGUACUGAAACAACCUGCACCAGUAGUAAAAACGGCUGUUUCAGAACAUCACAGUAUAUCGUCUGAUCCUGGGUCAUCUUACCAAAGCCACGAAGGAAAUAUGGAGAACCCUCCUAAAAAAAGACGUGGUCGACCUCCCAAGAGUGAAACUGAUAACUUAUUGGCUCUUAGACCAAUAGAGGAGAUUGAUUUGGAUGAUUUUGAUCCUAUUGCUUAUAUGAAGGAUCUUUUUAACUCUAUCAGAACGCAUACAGACAACAAUGGUCGACUGUAUUCAGAAAUUUUUGAAACAUUACCAGAACGUAAAGAGUACCCUGACUAUUACAGAGUUAUCAAGGAUCCUAGAUCACUUGCAAUGAUCGAUGAAAGAAUGCACAGAAGAGUUUAUUCCAACCUCUCGGAAUGGAUGCAAGAUAUGGAGCUUGUAUUUCAGAAUGCAUUGGACUACAAUGAACCUGGAUCUCGUGUCUAUAGAGAUGCAAAACUACUAUUGCGAUUGCUAAACCGCUUGAAGGAUAGAAUAUUGGCAAGGGAGGGGGUACCCGUGAGCCAAGAACAAGAUGUGAUGACAAUGCCUUUAAGCGAUCGACCAUUCGACACUAGUGGAUCAGUUGACGAGAGAAGACGAAUUAAACGUGCUUCUCUCAAGGUCAGGGCUAGCGUAGAAGGCAGUACUGAACCAGCCGAUUUGAUGCCUACUGGGUCUCAUAUUGUUCAGCGUCCAUUAACA
Messenger RNA from Phycomyces blakesleeanus NRRL 1555(-), 768 nucleotides. RefSeq lists its product as hypothetical. Gene Ontology annotation, biological process: chromatin remodeling. Gene Ontology annotation, molecular function: protein binding. The annotation marks the transcript as partial. Gene Ontology annotation, cellular component: RSC-type complex. The transcript has 4 exons. The record is from RefSeq and is a predicted model, not a curated record. Lineage: Eukaryota; Fungi; Mucoromycota; Mucoromycetes; Mucorales; Phycomycetaceae.